Molecule: messenger RNA, 1404 nt
Organism: Aspergillus terreus NIH2624
Lineage: Eukaryota; Fungi; Ascomycota; Eurotiomycetes; Eurotiales; Aspergillaceae
Exons: 2
Coding region: 1-1404 (467 amino acids)
Molecular function (GO): oxidoreductase activity
Source: RefSeq, a predicted model, not a curated record
AUGUCAAGACAUAAACCUCCGAGGAAGACAGUAGCUGUCGUUGGUUCCGGAUUGGCGGGCCUGACAACCGCAUAUCUACUUGCGAGGGACAGCAAGGAGAGAUAUGAUGUGGAAGUCUUCGAGAUGCAAGAUCGCCUGUCACUCGAUUCCGCCUCCUACACGCCCGCAGAGCAAUCUGCAACUCCUACGCAAAGCCGCGUAGAUCUACCAAUGCGCGCAUUCGCUGGUGGCUACUAUAAUAACCUGAAGCUCAUGUAUGAGUACCUCGGGUUGAAAUUUGCGUCGCCGAAAUUCAUCUAUCCUGUUUCUGCCCUCCCCGAAGACGGUUCCGCAACGCCCACGACCUACUAUAUCCACUCCUCCAAUAAUCACAGAUUUCCUCCUUUAAGACCCGAUACGUAUCGACUCGGAGCGUGGAUCUGGGAGUUAUGCUACUUAGCAGCUUGUUACUUUUGGUUCACCGCUUGCUGCUUUCUGAUAGCGCCCAAAACCCACGACCAGUCUGGCGAAGUAGAGUCGCUUGCGGAGUAUAUCGAAAGAAUCCAUUUGCCGCGGUACUACACCAAGAAAUACUUGCUUCCGUUGAUGUCGAGCGUGACGACGUGUCCCCAUGAUGCCUUGCUAAGGUUUCCAGCGACGGAUAUCUUGGGUUACGAGAAACGGACAUACGGACAACCCCAUUUUACCGUCGCUGGCGGUGUUCGUCAGGUUGAGGAGAAGCUUUCUGCGGGCAUCAAAACUAGGUUUGGAGCCAAGGUCACAAAUGUGACGACGGUGGGAAACAAGGCCCACAUCUCCUGGACAGACGUACACAGCCGCCAAACGCAUGAAGACGUAUUCGAUUAUGCUAUCCUUGCCGUGACACCAGAUGUGGUCGGUGCCAUAUUCCAGCCUCUACGACAAGCCAUGAUGUCUGUGCCAACUGUCUCAGUGGAGACAGUCGUGCAUUAUGACACUAGCAGAAUAUUGCAGUCGAGCAAACAUGUUUGGAAGAACAUGGAUUCGGACAAUCGAUUCUUUCGAACCACGGCGCACGCGCAACCGAUGCAUAUAUGCUCAAGCUCCUCGGCAACUGAAUCUAGCCACGAACACCCAUCGUCUGCAAUUGUGACGACAGGCCCGGUGGCACCAAUCGAUCCCGCGAAGAUCGUCCACCGUGUCAGACUGGUUCGGGUUCUGCGAACUACCAAGAGUAGGAAGCUGAUCAAUCAUAUAUUUGACGCAAUGCCAUCGGCACGAAUCCAAGACGAAAAGAUGCCUCAAUGGCGGAGUGGAGAUGGAAAUGUUUUCCUCGUAGGUGGUUGGUGCUGGGAUGGUAUGGUUCUUCUGGAGGGGUGCAUUGUGUCCGCGAUGAGAGUGGCAGAGCAACUAGGCGUUGACGUACCGUGGGUGGUGCCUCGUUAA